Messenger RNA from Plectropomus leopardus (leopard coralgrouper), 2007 nucleotides. Its product is annotated as glucose-induced degradation protein 4 homolog. Gene Ontology annotation, biological process: protein catabolic process in the vacuole; negative regulation of gluconeogenesis; protein targeting to vacuole. The record is from RefSeq and is a predicted model, not a curated record. Gene Ontology annotation, cellular component: GID complex. NCBI's taxonomy places the organism in Eukaryota, Metazoa, Chordata, Actinopteri, Perciformes, Serranidae.
UUUUCUGGAAGCUUUGGCGCCUGGUGAGCUAAACUGGAGGAAUCGGGGGGGAUUUGAAUGUUGGCGGACCCCUUCAGUGCUCUUCCACCUCCGACAGAGCCCAUCCUCCACACGGACGUUGACCGCGGUCGGUGCCCUGCCAGCGAAGCGGGAGCCAUGCCUGUCCCCGCAGGAUACCUCACCGACUCCCCCGCCGCGGCCUUCGCAUCCUCGGCCUCGCUUAUCCCCCCACCGCCGAUAAACACCCAGCAGCCCGGUGUGGUCACCUCGCUGCUGUACAGCGGGUCUAAGUUCAGAGGCCACCAGAAGAGCAAAGGGAACUCGUACGACGUGGAGGUUGUUUUACAGCACGUCACCAUGGAAGAUUCCUACCUGUGUGGCUACCUGAAGAUAAAAGGACUGACUGAGGAGUACCCGACUCUGACCACAUUCUUCGCCGGAGAGAUCAUCAGCCGGAAAAGGCCGUUUCUCACCCGGAAAUGGGACGCAGAUGAGGAUGUGGAUCGUAAGCACUGGGGUAAGUUCCAGGCCUUCUACCAGUACGCCAAGACGUUCAACUCGGAUGAUUUUGACUACGAGGAUUUGAAGAACUCGGACUAUAUCUUUAUGAGGUGGAAGGAGCAGUUCCUGGUCCCGGACCACACAAUAAAAGACAUCAGCGGAGCUUCCUUUGCUGGAUUUUAUUACAUCUGCUUCCAGAAAUCUACAGCAACUAUCGAGGGCUACUACUACCACAGGAGCUCUGAAUGGUACCAGUCUCUAAACCUGACCCACGUCCCCGAGCACAGUGCAGCCAUCUAUGAGUUCCGGUGACCCCGGCCGCCGUCGUGGAUCUUUUUAGUGAUGGACAGAGACUUGAGGCAGAACAGAGGUCUGCGGAUGCUACUGAGGAGGAAGAGGAGACGGAGGGAUGAGAUUUUGGGCUUUAGAGAAGUGCAAACUCUUACAUGUUCCCAAUAAGUGGACAGACAGCGGAUUGCGGACGGGAUGUCGGACAGAUGAAUGUAUGAAUGAGAUGAGGAGAGAGGAAAGAAGAAGGUGCUCCCCGGCUGGAGCCUGGAAAGUCUGAACCAGCAGCAGAGACUGGGCGUGUACCCCCUUUCUGUAUUCGUUUUUAACGUCUGGUUUUAAAAAAAACAAAACAAACGCUUGGCGCAGUAUCUCCGGACACUUUAUAAGCUGAGUUGGGAAUUCCCCGUCUUGUUUUGCGACUAGAAAUCAUGCAGCCGAUGCCGAGUGUGCAGCAUAAACACAUUCGUUGGACAAGGACUCCUCCGAGGAGUCUGCUCACAUCUUUAAACAAGUUAAUCGCCAAGUCAGAGAGAGGUUUGGGUUGGUGAUGGAUUGGAGGGUUAUAAGCUACACUGACAGUAUUUGCUUUAAAGCUGAGCUGGUUCUUUGUUUAGCUCUGGACGCAGAGUGGCACUUUGAGAAACAAGCUUUCCCCCCCGUCUUCAUCCAAGGAGAUUAUUAUCCCAUGUGGUUGCUGUGGAUCUUGUUGUAUUGAGUUACUUUUGCACAAACUGUAUGUUACUAACGCUUGCAGUCAGGAUGUUACACUCACAGAUGGCAGUCGAGCUUUUUGACUCGCUGUUUUUAAGAGAGCCAAAACAAUCCCAGAGAAGAGUAUUUUUCCCGUGCACUCUGCAUCAAAGAUGUUUUUACUUCCCACCCGUGUGUCAAUUUAAAUUAACCCCCUCAUCUCUGUCCCCUCGACUAUGCAACACUUUGAACACAGCACUCUCCAAACAGAAAACAAAUUUUAUUCUAUCCUUAUAGUUUAUGAAAAGAAAGAAUCUAUCGCCAUGAAAGGAAAUAUUUUUGUUAAAUGCUCCCUGAUCAUGCCCCCCCCCCCCAAACCCCCUCAUGUGAUGAUGGUGCCAUCUUUCUAAAGCUUAUCAGAGUUGUAUUAUGAGUUGUGUGUUUGUUGGAUUUGAUUGAUGGUGUGUGUGUAAAGAAUGGAUUAUGGAUUUUGAAAAAAUCAUAUCAAACACCUUUCAUUACUGA